Messenger RNA from Vicugna pacos (alpaca), 6705 nucleotides. Lineage: Eukaryota; Metazoa; Chordata; Mammalia; Artiodactyla; Camelidae. The record is from RefSeq and is a predicted model, not a curated record.
GCAGCCCUCGGGGAAGUUAGUCCGCCGCUAGGAAACUUCUCCCUCAGGGUGGCCCGGCGCUGAUUUGCGCUGGUUUGCACCGACUUGCGCGGAGCGGAAGGUUACCUGCCCGGGGCCUGAAAAAGCCUCCGGCCCGGUCACCGAGCCUCGCACCUCGGCGGCCCCUGAGCUGCUCUCUGUCGCCCAUGGCGGUGGCCGAGCUGUACACGCAGUACAACAGGGUUUGGAUUCCGGAUCCUGAAGAAGUUUGGAAGUCUGCUGAGAUAGCAAAGGACUACAGAGUUGGUGACAGAGUCCUGCGACUCCUGCUGGAGGAUGGAAUGGAGCUGGAUUAUCCCAUUGAUCCAAAAUCUCUGCCUCCGCUUCGGAAUCCUGACAUCCUCGUGGGUGAGAAUGACCUCACGGCCCUCAGCUAUCUCCACGAGCCCGCCGUGCUCCACAAUCUCAGAAUCCGCUUUGCAGAAUCCAAACUCAUCUACACCUACAGUGGAAUCAUCCUGGUGGCCAUGAACCCUUACAAGCAGUUGCCGAUAUACGGAGAUGCCAUCAUCCAUGCCUACAGCGGCCAGAACAUGGGCGACAUGGACCCGCACAUAUUUGCCGUGGCAGAAGAGGCGUACAAGCAGAUGGCCAGAAACAACAAAAAUCAGUCAAUAAUUGUAAGCGGGGAGUCGGGUGCUGGAAAGACAGUGUCAGCUCGGUAUGCCAUGAGGUACUUUGCCACCGUCAGCAAGUCCAGCAGUAACGCUCACGUGGAAGACAAGGUUCUGGCGUCCAACCCCAUAACUGAGGCUGUUGGAAAUGCCAAGACCACCCGCAAUGACAACAGCAGUCGGUUUGGGAAAUACACAGAAAUCAGUUUUGACGAGAGGAAUCAGAUUAUAGGAGCCAACAUGAGAACUUACCUGCUAGAGAAAUCCAGAGUUGUUUUUCAAUCAGAAAAUGAACGAAAUUACCACAUUUUCUAUCAGCUUUGUGCAUCUGCACAGCAGUCAGAAUUUAAACAUCUUAAAUUGGGGAGUGCAGAAGAAUUUCAUUACACGAGAAUGGGAGGCAGCACUGUCAUUGAGGGUGUGAACGACAGAGCUGACAUGAUAGAGACACAGAAGACCUUCCGUCUACUGGGUUUCAAGGAAGAUUUUCAGAUGGAUGUUUUUAAGAUCCUGGCAGCCAUCCUACAUUUGGGCAACGUGCAGAUCACAGCUAUGGGCAACGAGAGAUCCACAGUCAGUGAGGACGACAGUCACCUGAAGGUGUUCUGUGAGCUCCUGGGCCUGGAGGGUGACAAAGUGGCUCAGUGGCUCUGCAAUCGCAAGAUCAUCACAGCCUCGGAGACGGUGGUGAAGCCUAUGACCAGGCCCCAGGCUGCCAACGCCAGGGAUGCACUGGCCAAAAAGAUCUACGCGCACCUGUUUGACUUCAUCGUGGAGAGAAUUAAUCAAGCCUUGCAGUUUUCAGGCAAGCAGCACACUUUUAUUGGUGUUUUGGACAUUUAUGGUUUUGAAACCUUUGAUGUGAACAGCUUUGAACAGUUUUGCAUUAAUUACGCUAACGAAAAGCUGCAACAGCAGUUCAACCUGCACGUCUUUAAACUUGAACAAGAAGAAUACAUGAAGGAAGAUAUCCCUUGGACUCUGAUAGAUUUCUAUGACAAUCAACCAGUCAUUGACUUGAUUGAAGCAAAAAUGGGUAUUUUGGAGUUACUGGAUGAAGAAUGCUUGUUACCGCAUGGAACUGACGAAAACUGGCUUCAAAAGCUGUAUAAUAAUUUUGUCAACAAGAACUCUUUGUUUGAAAAACCCAGAAUGUCAAACACAUCCUUUAUCAUCCAGCACUUUGCUGAUAAGGUAGAGUAUAAAUGUGAAGGUUUCCUUGAGAAGAACAGAGACACCGUGUAUGACAUGCUGGUUGAAAUUCUGAGAGCAAGCAAGUUUCAUCUCUGUGCCAGCUUUUUUCAAGAAAAUCCAGUUCCUUCUUCCCCAUUCAGUUCAGCAAUCACAGUUAAAUCUGCAAAGCCAGUCAUCAAGUCAAACAACAAGCAUUUCCGGAGCACAGUGGGAAGCAAGUUCCGCAGCUCCCUGUACUUGCUCAUGGAGACCCUCAAUGCCACCACGCCCCACUACGUCCGCUGCAUCAAGCCAAAUGAUGAGAAAUUGCCCUUUGAGUUUGACUCCAAAAGAAUCGUUCAGCAGCUGCGAGCCUGCGGGGUUUUAGAAACGAUUCGCAUCAGCGCACAGAGCUACCCUUCCAGGUGGACAUACAUCGAGUUCUACAGUCGCUACGGGAUCCUCAUGACCAAGCAGGAGCUGUCCUUCAGUGACAAACAGGAGGUGUGCAGGGUGGUCCUGCACAGGCUCAUCCAGGAUUCUAAUCAGUACCAGCUUGGUAAAACCAAAAUUUUCUUCAGAGCAGGGCAAGUGGCUUAUUUAGAGAAACUCCGGCUGGAUAAACUGAGGCAGGGUUGUGUUGUGAUACAAAAGCACAUCCGUGGCUGGCUGCAGAGAAGAAAAUUCCUCCGAGAGAGAGGAGCCGCCCUGGUCAUCCAGCGGUACUUCCGGGGUCAGCAAACCGUGAGGUAUGUUGGAACCAAGAAAGUGUGUGGGACUGCACUUUCUUCGCUGAGCACCUCCAGGGGGCAGGCGUCCUUUCUUCUGGGACCUGGGCGCAGACGUGCGCGUGCAUGCAGAGGGAAGCCCCUCAGGGUGUUGCUGAAGAGGGUCAGAGUGGCCACCAUCACCAUCCAGGCCUACACUCGAGGAUUCCUGGCGAGGAGGAGGUAUCGAAAGAUGCUGGAGCAACACAAGGCUGUGAUCCUUCAGAAAUAUGCCCGAGCAUGGCUGGCCAGACGCAGAUUCCAGAAUAUCCGACGAUUUGUGCUCAACAUUCAGCUUACUUACAGAGUUCAGCGUCUGCAGAAGAAGCUAGAAGAUCAGAACAAAGAGAACCAUGGGCUGGUGGAGAAGCUGACCAGCUUGGCCGCUCUUCGGGCUGGUGACGUGGAGAAGAUUCAGAAGCUGGAAUCAGAACUGGACAGGGCAGCUGCCCACAGGCACAAUUAUGAGGAGAAGGGGAGGAGAUACAAGGCUUCUGUGGAGGAGAAAUUGGCAAAGCUUCAGAAGCAUAAUUCAGAAUUGGAAACACAAAAAGAGCAAAUACAGCUGAAGCUUCAGGAGAAGACUGAAGAGAUGAAAGAAAAAAUGGACGACCUCACCAAGCAGCUCUUUGAUGAUGUUCAAAAAGAAGAGCGACAAAGAAUACUUCUUGAAAAAAGUUUUGAACUGAAAACACAAGACUAUGAGAAGCAGAUCUGGUCUUUGAAAGAAGAAAUUAAAUCUCUCAAGGGUGAGAAAAUGCAACUGCAGCACCAGCUGGAGGAGGAGCGGGUCACCUCUGACGGCCUGAAGGGGGAAGUGGCCCGGCUGAGCCAGCAGGCGAAGACAAUCUCUGAGUUUGAAAAGGAGAUAGAGCUACUUCAGACACAGAAGAUAGACGUGGAGAAACACGUGCAGUCCCAAAAACGGGAAAUGAGAGAACAGAUGUCAGAGAUCACCAGGCAGCUUCUUGAGAGCUAUGACAUUGAAGACGUAAGAAGCAGGCUCUCUGUGGAAGAUUUGGAACAUUUAAAUGAGGAUGGAGAACUUUGGUUUGCUUAUGAAGGACUAAAGAAAGCAACACGUGUCUUGGAGAGCCAUUUCCAGUCCCAGAAGGACUGCUAUGAGAAGGAGAUUGAAGCUUUGAACUUCAAAGUGGCGCAUCUCAGUCAAGAAAUCAACCACCUGCAGAAAUUAUUUAGAGAAGAGAAUGACAUCAAUGAGAGCAUUCGUCAUGAAGUUACCAGGCUGACAUCAGAAAACAUGAUGAUCCCAGACUUUAAACAGCAAAUUUCAGAACUGGAGAAACAGAAGCAAGAUCUUGAAAUCCGCCUGACUGAACAAAACGAAUCCAUGAAAGGAAAACUGGAAGAAUUGUCUCAUCAGUUGAAUCGCUAUAGAGAAGAGGAAGGAAUGCAAAGAAAGACCGUAGAAGCCCAAAAUGAAAUUCACACCAAAGAGAAAGAGAAGCUGAUGGAUACGAGUCAAGAAAUGCAGGAGACCAGCGAGCACUUGAAGAAACAGUUUGAAACUGAAAGUGAGGUCAAGAGUAGUUUGCAGCAGGAAGCACCUCAUCCCACUGUGGAGAACAGGGAUCUUGAGGAAGAGUUGGACAUGAAGGACAGAGUGAUUAAAAAGCUACAAGAUCAAGUGAAGAUUUUGACCAAGACAAUUGAAAAAGCCAAUGAUGUGCACCUGUCCUCGGGACCCAGGGAGUACCUUGGAAUGCUGGAAUACAAGAGAGAAGAUGAGGCCAAGCUCAUUCAAAAUCUCAUUCUUGACCUGAAGCCCCGUGGUGUGGUGGUGAACAUGAUCCCCGGGCUUCCAGCUCACAUCCUGUUCAUGUGUGUGCGCUACGCAGACUCUCUCAAUGACGCCAGCAUGCUCAAGUCCCUCAUGAACAGCACCGUUAAUGGCAUCAAGCAGGUGGUUAAGGAACAUUUAGAAGACUUUGAGAUGCUGUCAUUUUGGCUUUCCAACACUUGUCAUUUCCUCAAUUGCCUGAAGCAGUACAGUGGAGAAGAGGAGUUCAUGAAGCAUAACAGCCCACAUCAGAAUAAGAACUGCUUGAACAAUUUUGACCUUUCAGAAUACAGACAGAUUCUUAGUGAUGUGGCUAUCCGAAUAUACCAUCAGUUCAUUAUUGUAAUGGAAAAUAACAUUCAGCCAAUAAUAGUGCCCGGCAUGCUGGAGUUUGAGAGUCUGCAGGGCAUUUCCGGCCUGAAGCCCACAGGCUUCCGGAAGCGAUCAUCCAGCAUAGAUGACACGGACGCCUACACAAUGACAUCCAUCCUGCAGCAGCUGAGCUACUUCUACAGCACCAUGUGCCAGAACGGCCUGGACCCCGAGAUCGUGAGGCAGGCAGUGAAGCAGCUCUUCUUCCUGAUCGGGGCGGUCACCCUCAACAGCCUCUUCCUGCGCAAGGAUAUGUGCUCCUGCAGAAAAGGGAUGCAGAUAAGGUGCAACAUCAGCUACUUAGAAGAGUGGCUUCAAGAUAAGAAUUUGCAGAACAGCUUGGCCAAGGAAACUUUGGAACCUCUCUCUCAGGCAGCCUGGUUGCUUCAGGUCAAGAAGACCACAGACAGUGAUGCCAAGGAGAUCUACGAACGCUGUACCUCCCUGUCUGCUGUGCAGAUCAUAAAGAUCCUUAAUUUGUACACACCUAUUGAUGACUUCGAGAAAAGAGUGACUCCAUCCUUCGUUCGCAAAGUGCAGGCUCUCCUAAACAGCCGAGAGGAUUCAUCACACCUGAUGUUGGAUACCAAAUACCUCUUUCAAGUCACAUUUCCUUUCACCCCCUCUCCACAUGCUCUGGAAAUGAUCGAGAUCCCCAGCAGUUUCAAGCUAGGCUUUCUCAAUAGAUUAUAGCAGGAAAAGGAAAGUAAAUGCGCUUUUCCCUCAGUAGCUAAAUGGAGGUCAAAUGUGAGGGAUGUGGCUUGCUCGUUGGAACCAGAAAUGCUUUGGAAUAUGAUUUAAAAAAGGAAGUAAGAAUUCUCCCAAAUGGGCCACAUCUUCUUUUGCUCAGGGUGACAGUGCUGCCGCUGUCACCUUGUAAGAAUUCACACCCACCAGCUGAGGUUGGAAAGGCCACAUCUAGCCUUGGAAUCUCAGCCAGCUUUUACUGGAAUUCCUGCAAGGCUCAUACUUUCUGCCAGGUGCCUCUUGUCUAGAUCUGUCUUGUGACAAGCGUCCUCCCAGGGUGAAUGAGACCUGGGGACACAGUUUCUCCCAAGUUUUCUAAGGUUCAUGUGAAGUCCAGGUACAUUUAUGAAGCCACAAAUGGGUUCCGGGGGUAAGUCUUCCAAAUAAUCCCGUUUGGCCGUGACAGCCUGUCAGCAGUCUUCUCACCCCACGCCUGCCUGAGGGGGUUGGGGUGCUUCCCCUGACCCUUUUUACUAAAAAUGCUCCUGCAUUAAAAAAAUUUAUUUCAGGCUCCUCUAAUUUUUCAAGAGACUAUUCAAUCUGAAAUGAAUCAUAUGAAGAGUAGCUUUAUGUAUUUUUCUGUAUAGAACUAAUAUGUCAUUCAAGCUUAACUGCCACACCAUUAUCAUCUCCUCCAAAAGAACUUUUUUAAAAUUUUAUCUGCCAACAUAUUUGCCACAAUUUUUCAUUGUUUAAUAUCUUUCAUACAGUAACUUUUUUAAAAAAAAUGAGUUUGAAAAGGCAACCUAAAUGAUUUUCUCUAUCAUAUCAGCAUUCAAAUAUGUUUAAAUUUUUUCUCAUAAAAAUAACUGAAGAAUUAUGUCAGUUCCUCCUUUUGAGAAACCUGUUUCCCAGGUUUUGUGGGCACUGACUAUUCCUUGAUGCCCCACACCUUCUCAUUUCUUCCUUCCAGAGCAUGAAACGUCAUUUGACAAGCACUCCUAGCCAAUGGCCUGUGGACCCAGUGCUCUCCCGCAGCACCCCAAAGUCCCAGGCAAUAGCUGUAGCUCUGUAACACAGACAUACAUCUUAGGGGUGGAAAUUAUCCAUAAUUCUGAAGCAGCAUCACUUUACCAAUGUGUAAUAAUGUCUUUUCAUACUAGAAAUGAUUUAAUUCAUCUAGAUACAUUGUAUAUGUAGGAAUGAGGAGUAGAACUUUGUAACAUUCUAAUCAAUAAAAUGAAUUACCAAA